AUGGCCUUCAACCUGCGCCCGCCGUCCCCGCUCCUCGUGCGGGUGUCCGAGUCCGGCCCCCGGGUACGAAGGAAGCUGGAGAGCUACUUCCAGAGCCAGCGGCACUCGGACGGCGGGGAGUGCAACGUUCGGCCCCGGGAACACGCCGCCCCGGGCACCUUCCAGGUGGAGUUCAGUGAAAGGGCAGCUAAGGAGAGAGUAUUGAAAAAAGGAGAGCACCAAAUGCUUGUUGAUGACAAACCUAUGCCCAUUUUGCUGGUACUCACUGAAAACUCAAUAAAGAAGAACACAAGACCCCAAAUUUCUUCGCUGCCACAGUCACAAGCAGAAACACUGUCUGGUGAUACACAUCAAAAUGAAGGACGGACUUCUAAAGCUGUGGAUUCCUGUCUCCAAAAGAUCUUUCUUACUGUAACAGCUGACCUGAACUGUAACCUGUUCUCCAAAGAGCAGAGGGCAUACAUAACCACACUGUGCCCUAAUGUCAAAAAAAUGGAAGGUCCUAAUGGAAUUGAGAAGGUAUAUGGUGACUUUCAAGACAUUGAAAAAAUACAUCAAUUUUUGAGUGAGCAGUUCCUGGAAAGUGAGUGGAAACAGGAAUUUUCCCCUACAGUGACAGAGAGGAAGCCACUCAGUCAGCAGGACAGGGACAGCUGCAGUUCUCCUUCCGAACCCAAAACCAAGGCAGAAGAAAAAAGCAACUGUUUUGAAGUUCCCUUGCCUUACUUUGAAUACUUCAAAUUUAUCUGUCCCGAUAAAAUCAACUCAAUAAAGAUAAAAUUUGGUGUAAACAUUAAAAUCCAGGAGAGUUCUCCAAAUAUGGUCUGUUUAGAUUUCACCACAGAUCAAUCAGAUGACCUAGAAGCAGCCCGUGAGUCUUUUGCUAGUGAAUUUCAGAAGAAUACAGAACCUCUGAAGCAAGAAUGUGUCUCUUUAGCAGACAGUAAGCAGGCAAAUCAAAUCAAACAGAAAUUGAAUCACCUGUUUACAAAGCUCCUUAUAAAGGAGAAAGGAAGAGAAUUAACUCUCCUUGGGACCCAAGAUGACAUUUCAGCUGCCAAACAAAAGAUCUCUGAAGUUCUUGUCAAGGCACCUGUGAAACUAUUGACUGCCAGUUGGAUGACGAAUGGAAUUGAAGUCGAUAGUGCUCGCUAUAAGCUUUUAGAAGCUGAAUUACUACAGGAGAUAACAGAGAUCGAAAAAAGGUAUGACACUUGCAUCAAGGUUUUUGAGAAAGGUCAAAAAACCUGCAUUCUGUUUGAACCCAAGGACAAGCAGGUAGAUCUAUCUGUGCAUGCUUAUGCAAGUUUCAUCGAUGCCUUUCAGCAUGCCUCAUGUCAGCUGAUGAGAGAAGUUCUUUUACUGAAGUCUUUGGGCAAGGAGAGAAAGCACUUACAUCAGACCGAGUUUGCUGAUGACUUUAGAAAAAGACAUCCAAAUGUACACUUUGUGCUAAAUAAGGAGUCAAUGACUUUGAUUGGUUUGCCAAAUCACCUUGCAGAGGUGAAGCAGUAUGUUCUAAGAGGAGGAGGAACGGCUUCAUUGUCUGGAGAGAAACUGAAUGAGGAUCGUGUAACACCGAUGGACAUUGAUAGUGAUGAUUCCAAAGCAGCUUCUCUGCCACUCAAGGGCUCUGUGAGUUCUGAGGCCUUUGAAGUGGACAAGAAGGAAAAUGGCUUCUGUGUCAUCUGUAUGGACACCAUUAGUAACAAAAAAGUGCUACCAAAGUGCAAGCAUGAAUUCUGCACUCCUUGUAUCGACAAAGCCAUGGAAUAUAAGCCAAUCUGUCCCACAUGUCAGACUUCCUAUGGUGUUCAGAAAGGAAAUCAGCCAGAUGGAAGCAUGGUUGUCCGUGUCUCAAGAGAGUCACUUCCAGGUUAUGAUUCCUGCGGCACCAUUGAGAUUAAUUAUAACAUGAAAGGAGGCAAACAAACAAAGGAGCACCCAAACCCAGGAAAGAUCUACCCUGGAGUACAUCGAACUGCAUACUUGCCUGAUAAUAAGGAAGGGAGGAAGGUUUUGGAACUGCUUCGUAGGGCCUUUGAGCAAAAGCUGAUUUUUACAGUGGGGAACUCUCGAGCAUUAGGAAUCUCAGAUGUCAUCACUUGGAAUGAUAUUCACCACAAAACAUCCAAGUUUGGAGGACCAGAAAGAUAUGGCUAUCCUGAUCCUUCUUACCUGAAACGCGUCCAAGAGGAGCUGAAAGCCAAAGGAAUUGAGUAAGAAAACUGGUGGAAGAUGUCUUAAAUCAGCCUUUCAAAAAAUAUCUGUUUUAGGAGGCUGAUUUAAUGCCGAUCUAAAUCCUUAUGCAGAAAAAACUUUGAAAUUUUCAAGAAAUGAUUCGUAUGAGAAUAAGAAUCUGCUAGUUUGUCAUUUUGGGAAUGAUACUUUUUAUGGAAGACAAAAGCCCCCCCCAAAUCUGUGUAAAAUCUGCUGCACAGGUGUCAUGCCUCUUGUGUCAUCACUGGGGUUAGAGGUGGGUCCGAAAUAAUCUUCUAUGUCCUUCAGUUGGAGUAUCACAUGCCAAUUGAUCCCUUUUUCAUUGCCAUCUCUGAGGUGCUCCUUUAGUUUUUUUUUUGUUUGUUUUCCCCUUCAUACCUGUGAAAGUGAAAUUCUAUUAUAAAUGGUGGCAGGGGGAAAUGUUUGGUUGCAGAAAAUCAAAGACCCAUAUUCCCCUUUCUUCCUCAUGGCAAGAAAAGUGGCCAUGAGUAGAGACUGGGAAAGCACUGGUAAUAAAUGGAAUAAGGCCAUUAUAAUUAUUAUUUUUUCGAGAUGGAGUCUCGCUCUGUCACCCAGGCUGGAGUGCAGUGCUGUGAUCUUGACUCACUGCAACCUCUGCUUCCUGGGUUCAAGCAAUUCUCCUGCCUCAGCCUCUCGAGUAUCUAGGAUUACAGAUGUGUGCCACCACACCUGGCUAGUUUUUUGUAUUUUUAGUAGAGACAGGAUUUGCUAUGUUGAUCAGGCUGAUUUCAAACUCUCGAACUCAAAUGAUCCUCCUGCCUCGGCCUCCCAAAGUACUGGGAUUAUAGGCAUAAGCCACCACACUCACCCAAGACUAUCAUUUUUAAUGACAAAGAGCCUAGUCUAUAGUUGGUGCCUGUCUUAGUCUGUUUGUGUUGCUAUAAAAGAACCCCCAAGACUGGGUAAUUUAUAAAGGAAAAGGAUUUAUUUGGCUCUCAAUUCUGCUGGCUAGAAAGUUGGGCAUCUGGUGAAAGCCUCAGGCUGCUUCCAUUCACAGCAAAGGCAAAGGGCAGCCGGUAUGUGCAGAAAUCACGUGGCAGAGAGGAAGUGAGAGAGAGGUGCAAGCGAGGUGCCAGGCUUUUUUUAAACAACCAGUUCUUCAGGAACUAAGAGUGAGAACUCAGUCACACCCCUGAGAAUAGCACCAAAUCAUUCACGCGGAUCUGC
This is a messenger RNA of Callithrix jacchus (white-tufted-ear marmoset), 3408 nucleotides long. It is a transcript of the gene DTX3L, whose product is annotated as deltex E3 ubiquitin ligase 3L. NCBI's taxonomy places the organism in Eukaryota, Metazoa, Chordata, Mammalia, Primates, Cebidae. The record is from RefSeq and is a predicted model, not a curated record. Gene Ontology annotation, biological process: protein ubiquitination; Notch signaling pathway.